This is a messenger RNA of Patiria miniata (bat star), 4144 nucleotides long. RefSeq lists its product as uncharacterized. Gene Ontology annotation, molecular function: protein binding; protein tyrosine phosphatase activity. Gene Ontology annotation, biological process: protein dephosphorylation. The transcript has 21 exons. NCBI's taxonomy places the organism in Eukaryota, Metazoa, Echinodermata, Asteroidea, Valvatida, Asterinidae. The record is from RefSeq and is a predicted model, not a curated record. The coding region runs from base 1 to 3375 and encodes 1124 amino acids.
AUGGAACCUUAUUGCAGCCUCACAAGUUCCGAUUUCCAGGAUGCUGUUGUACGUGCUGGGCUAAGCGAUAAUUAUACCGAGAAUGUAGUGUGUGGUCGACAAGUCCAAGCUUCAUCCGACUUUGUGGAGUUGACCUGCGAUCCGCCCGUACUUGCCCGGUAUGUUAGCGUCGAUAUCCCCGGAAUGGCGAGACUCGGACUAUGCGAAGUGACAGUAGCUACGUGUGAUUUCAAGAAAGAAGUUGACGGUGUGGAUUUGACUUUGGUUGUCAACCCCUCUCUACUUGGUCCAACUGGCGACAGCGAUUCCGUCAUUGCAGUGUACAGAGGUCCAGAGGAGAUCUCAUCUAAUGUCUCAUUCGGGCGCCAAGUCUCAACAGGAGGAGCGUCUGGCCUUCCUUCAAGCUCAGGCGAGAUUGUAGAUUCAUCCUUGGGAUGUACAGUUAAGUUGCUUAGCUUACCAGAGGAGGGAGGACUUGAUAGGACAGGUGUCUUCUACGCAGAGGCGACCAGAAAUGGCUUGACCACUAGAAUACAGACCAUAAUACUCCCCAAAGAUGGAGUUCAUAUACGUCCUGUUGUGCGAACCAAAACAGCAAGUAUCGGAGACUCUGUAGUAAUGGAAAUGCAGAAAGCCUUGAGCUCACCGAGCGAAGACUACAGAUGGAGGCGUAAUGGAGGCGAUGUCAUCGAAACUUGGAAUAACCUUCUGAGUGUAUCGAUUCCGAAUGUCACUAAGGAGGAUGAAGGAGUAUACAGCUGCUUCAUUGUGGAUCAAGAAGUUGAACAACUGCAUGGAAUCAUGAGGCUCAUAGUUAGAGAUUGUCCUUCCGGACGUUGGGGCCCACCAUCAUGUCUGGAAACCUGUCGUCGAUGCUACAAUGGCGGUUUAUGUGAUGACGAGUCUGGUACCUGUAUCUGUGCUCCAGGGUUCAGUGGAGACAAUUGCGAGGAAGUCCAUGGCCGUAAUGUCUUUGGUAAGACUGCUGAUCAGAGGUGUUCCAAUAGCAUUGAUCCACACCACGAGGCUUGCCGAGGGCAUUUGUUCUGUCUUCCUGAUCCUUAUGGAUGCUCGUGUGCUGCAGGUUACAUGGGACUUGACUGCAUGCAAGAGUGUGCUGAAGGAACAUUUGGUGCUGACUGUAAGCAGACAUGUCACUGUGCAUCGGGAGGAACCUGCAGUAAAGAUACAGGAGAAUGCAGCAAUGGUUGUGAGGCACCGAAUUUUGGAAGUAAUUGCCAGUGCACAACUGAAAAUGGCGUGCUUGGGCUUGAGGUGACGUCAGGCGGACCUCAUCAACUGUUUGUUGCCUGGCAACCAGAUCCUUGCUCUUCUGGCUACGAAGUGACAACCAGGGAUGACUGUGGAAACAUUGUAUCUCAGGAAUCGAUAACAGAAACAACUUACCAUUUCAUAACUGGUUUAAAGUUACCGCUAAACAACAGAGUUUACAUUCGGCCGUUGUAUCCUGGUGAUGUCAAGGGACCUGAGGUGACCUUUUCGCAAACAAGAAGGCCAACUGAGUCCCCAACUGAAGUGAAUUCCACCUCAGUGACGUCAACCAGCCUGAGUUUUUCCUGGAGUAAGCCACCUUGUGGAAGCCGAGGUGGUAUCAUCACAGGCUACACGUACAUCCUGACUGGAGUAGGCCCACCAUCUACAGAAGUCGUUCAGUCAGUGACAUCAGAGGAAUCGGUGACCAUCCAGGGUUUAUCCCCGCUCACUGAGUACAGUUUUCAGGUUGCUGCCAACACCAACGCGGGAGCCGGACCGUACAGUCAAGCUCAAGUGAAAACGACCCUCAAAGCGCCCCAAAUGGAUGUCGAACCCGCCCCUGACUCCUCGGCAGUGAUAGGCGGCUCAGUAGCAGCUGCUGUAAUCCUGAUUCUGACGGUUAUAACUGUCAUCAUUGUGUUCUAUAAAAGAAGAAGCCGACGUAAAAACCAGCCCUCUGGCGUCAAUGGAGAUACUUCUCUUCAACAGAACAAAGCUUUCGAAGCAGAUGUGGCCUAUCAGGUUCCAGAACCUACUGCGGAACCGGCCCCGUACAUGAGCCUUGGCGAUGGUGUAGUCACGAUAUCUUCCGCCCAUCCCAUUGCACAGAACCCAAGUCCAUCACAGGAUGUGGAUGAUUAUGAGGUUUCCUUAUCCUCAGCCGAACCUCACGCGUACACAUACGUAGACGCUGACAUCAUGAAGAAGUCGUCUGCACCGCAAACUGAACGAAAACCGAAGCCCAAACCGCCUCUGAAACCGCACGCCGCCAACGACGACACGUAUGAGGUUCUGGAUUCUGCGGAGUACGCAUCCGUGGACGAGGGUAAAGAGAAGUCUUCCGCACCGUCCGUCGCACGCAAACCGAUGCCCAAACCUCAUUCGAUACCAUCCGUCUCGCAACCAGCUGCCGACGAAUAUGCGCAACAGCAGUUUUUCCAACACUUUUUCAGCCAGCUUUCGGUUCGUGCCGAUGAGCUCUUAGAAUACAUCCGCAAGAAGGAGCAGGCUGACCAAUAUGGCUUUCCUGCGGAUUUCAAGACCCUUCCAGAUGGUCAGUUAGGUCCAGCGACUGUGGCUUUGAAACCACAAAACAAAACCAAGAAUCGUGAUGCGGACAUCAUUGUCUAUGACCAUUCUCGUGUCGUGUUGGAGCCAUUGCCGAAUGAUCCCGAUUCUGAUUACAUAAACGCUUGCUACAUUGAUGGUUAUUUGGAGAAGGACAAGUACAUUGCUAGUCAAGGACCAACCGAAUCGACGGUAGGAGAUUUCUGGCGUAUGGUGUGGCAGAUGAAGGUGGAUAAGAUCAUCAUGCUGACCAAUCCGGUAGAAAACGGCGAGGUGAAGUGUCACCACUACUGGCCGGAUACCGGAUUCAAAACUUAUUCUGACAUCGCAGUCAGCACUGUAGAGAAAGAGGACGUGUUCUUGGACUACACCAUUCGUGUGUUUCAGAUAAACAAGGUGUUUAGUGCGGAAAGUAACAGGCUGGUGAAGCAGUUUCAUUUCAAGACCUGGCCAGACACGGAAGCACCAGGGCAACCGACCACUGUGCUCAACUUCAUGCAAGUAGUGAACGCUGAACGUAACAAGGGACGCACCGUCGUACAUUGCAGUAAUGGUAUUGGCCGCACAGGAACCUACAUCGCCCUGGACUCCAUGCUUGAUCAGAUGCGCCAAGAGGGACAAGUUGAUGUCCUUGGCUUCAUCUAUCGCAUGAGACAAAAACGAAACAAGAUGGUGCAAACACCGGCGCAAUACCGAUUCAUCUUCGAAGCUCUGCUGGCUGCUUCUAAGGAAGAUGACACGUCUUACGAGAUCGUAGGGAAGGGCGCCAAGAAAGCGAAGAAACAGGUGGAUGCAAAACUGACUAGAAAGUAAACCUCGGUCAUCUGAGUUGACCGUUUGACUAAUGAGUUUGAAGAUUUAGAGGCUGACAUUGUACCUGAUAGAGAAUAAAAACCUCUUUAUACCCAAUGAUCUUUAGUGUACUUUUUACGGAUUUUGUUUUCAUAUUUGUCUCUGAUUUGCAUUUGCUUGAAUUUGUAUGCUUACGCUUUAUUCGCUGAUCAUGUAUAUCUAAGAUAAUGGUAAUUUGCAAUUAUACAGUUAACAUUGAUGCAUACUUAAUUAUAUCAUGGAACUAACUGUGAAUGAGAAUUGAAUGAAUGGCGGUAAGGAAACAAAGCAACAGUUGGACUUAAAGUAACUAUAAAUGAUCUAAUGGUUGCUGAUUACGACCAAAUUUAACGAGAGAAAACGGUAACGUGUCUAUUACAUAAACAGCGUUAUUAGAUACUUUGGGGAAAGUUUGUUUAAUAUAUGUGUUUGAUUAUGAAACACAUUACGUAUACCAUGGACGUACUGCUUUGUAUAAUAAGAAUGGAGAAUACGUACCACAUUGAAUUUAUAUCUACUAAUUGUAUAUUGGCCUACUCAGAAAAAAGUGUACUGCGUUAAGUUUAUAAUCUGUAAUCGAGGUAAAACCUUUCGCCAUUGUUACAUUACAAUAGUGCUAAUUUUGUAUUGUAUAUUGUUUAUCAUUUCGCCGUAUUUUUGGGAGAUUUUCAGAGUUAAGGAAUUCAUGAGCAGAUUGUUAGUGUUGGCAAUAUGUGUCUUUUUAGCUGCGGGAUAGCAGCUAAACAAAAUA